This is a messenger RNA of Nycticebus coucang (slow loris), 1820 nucleotides long. RefSeq names its product serine/threonine-protein phosphatase 2A 56 kDa regulatory subunit epsilon isoform-like. NCBI's taxonomy places the organism in Eukaryota, Metazoa, Chordata, Mammalia, Primates, Lorisidae. The record is from RefSeq and is a predicted model, not a curated record. The coding region runs from base 1 to 987 and encodes 328 amino acids. The transcript is spliced from 12 exons. Gene Ontology annotation, cellular component: cytosol; nucleus; protein phosphatase type 2A complex. Gene Ontology annotation, molecular function: protein phosphatase activator activity. Gene Ontology annotation, biological process: signal transduction; protein dephosphorylation.
AUGGCUGUUGUGGCAUGUAAUUUGAUGCCUACGGUAUCUUGCAAUAUAUUCAGAACUCUCCCUCCUAGUGACAGCAACGAAUUUGAUCCAGAAGAAGAUGAACCUACCCUUGAGGCGUCAUGGCCACACUUACAGCUUGUAUAUGAAUUUUUCAUCCGAUUUUUGGAAAGCCAAGAAUUCCAACCUAGCAUUGCCAAAAAAUAUAUAGAUCAGAAAUUUGUAUUACAGCUUUUGGAGCUAUUUGACAGUGAAGACCCUCGGGAACGGGACUACUUAAAAACAGUCUUACACAGAAUUUAUGGCAAGUUUCUUGGUCUUAGAGCAUUUAUCCGAAAACAGAUUAACAAUAUUUUUCUAAGGUUUGUUUAUGAAACAGAACACUUCAAUGGUGUAGCUGAACUGCUGGAAAUAUUAGGAAGUAUUACCAAUGGCUUUGCUUUACCUCUUAAGGCGGAACACAAACAGUUCCUGGUGAAAGUGUUGAUCCCUUUACACACCGUCAGGAGCUUAUCACUCUUCCAUGCCCAGCUGCCGUAUUGUAUAGUACAGUUUCUGGAGAAAGAUCCUUUACUCACAGAACCAGUUAUUAGGGGUUUAAUGAAAUUUUGGCCUAAAACAUGUAGUCAAAAAGAGGUCAUGUUCCUUGGGGAGCUGGAAGAAAUAUUGGAUGUGAUUGAACCUUCACAAUUUGUUAAAAUUCAAGAACCUUUGUUUAAACAAAUUGCCAAGUGUGUAUCUAGCCCCCAUUUUCAGGUGGCAGAAAGGGCACUCUAUUAUUGGAAUAAUGAAUACAUCAUGAGUUUGAUAGAAGAAAACUCUAAUGUCAUCCUUCCCAUCAUGUUUUCCAGUCUUUAUAGGAUUUCGAAAGAGCAUUGGAAUCCGGCUAUCGUGGCGCUAGUGUACAACGUGCUAAAGGCAUUCAUGGAAAUGAACAGCACCAUGUUUGACGAGCUGACAGCCACAUACAAGUCAGAUCGUCAGCGUUAGAAAAAGAAAGAAAAGGAGCGUGAAGAAUUGUGGAAAAAAUUGGAGGAUCUGGAGUUAAAGAGAGGUCUUAGACGUGAUGGCAUAAUUCCAACUUAACAGAAAUAAUGAGAACAACAUUACUAACCUGUGGAGUCACACAUUAUGUAGUAGAAGAUGGAGCAACAGUUUUCUGUAUUGUGCAACUUUACAGUAGAUUUCACAUUUGUUUCAUUAUUACAACAGCACUGUAUAUACCUGUCUCUAAGUAAAGGAAAAAAAAAUAAGGACUUCAAUCCAAAGUUUGGACAGUAGAUGGACUUCUCAGAACUUUGCAAACAUAAUCAUUGUUCUAACCCUCUUUUAAAAAAAGCGAUCUUCAGAGAUCUGUUGAUGAAAAUGCUGUGUUAAAAUUCCAUUACGGGGAGUUCCUUAUUUAUCCCUAGCAGAGAGUCUGUUACAAUUUUCAAAUGUGAACAAUCUUAAAUUUAGCUUGUCUUUCUGCUAAGCUGUUAAAUGUAUUUAUAGUAAAGGGAGAAAAAAAGACUGCCAUUUCCUUGUAAGUUUGUAUAACAUCCUCCUCUGGAUAACGUGACUGUAAUUUGACAUCUUUUCCUUUUGCACAUCUUCCUGAGUUGAAUGUUCAUGUGAAACGGGGCCAUGAAUUAUUAUAAAGGUCCCUGAUAAAAGUUUUGUUUACUGGGGUGAACAUCUUUCCAGUAACCAGGUAGUCCUGGUCCUCCUUUAGUUUUAAAAUUAGGAGUAAAAACGGAAGGGAUGAUAAACAUAGUAGGGAAGGGAAAUUUGGAUUCAUACAUUCAGUUUAUGGUGAAUCCAAAUCAAAGUCUUGAAUCCUU